CAAACUCCUCCUCUUGCUUCUCCAUCGCCGAGAAAAAAAAAAGUCCAUUCCCAUUCCCCUCCCUCCCCGGCAAACCCCAAAUCCCCCACCUUCAAUCCAAGUGUCAAUGGAUGAUACGCCGGACCAUACGCCUCUUCUUCCCCCGGAGGGUUCGGCGGAACCCUCUCUUUCUCUGCCCCCGUCGCCGCGCCCAGGGCCCGUCGUCCAUGACGCCAAGAACACCCAAGAACUAGGCGUAUCGGUGCUGCCUGUGGCCCGCGACUCCAAGAAGGAGCCGGAAGCAACCGAGAAGACGGAGAGGGUGUCGCCUGCGGGCAAGAAGGAGGAGCGGAAGUCCUGGUUCCCCCGCUGGACGCUCGCCUCCCUCGUCGGCGAGAGAAGUUCCGCGGAGGCCGGAGCGGGAGAUGGCUCGUCGAGCGGCGGGAAGGGUCUGUCGGGAGCGGGACCUGGCUCGUCAAGCGGCGCCAUGGCUGCGCGCAACAAGGAGCACGUGCUCAUCGACAUCGACACCCCAUCUUCAUCCAAUUCCCCUGCUUGGCCGGUGCCCGGCGGGGUGCGAGCGGGGGAGAACACAAGGGUCCUUCUCGAGAGGAAGACCCGCGACAGGAUCGACUUACUGAUCGACCGCUCCCAAGUCUUCCAAGAUUUCUGUAGCGGCCACAGCCUCCUCGCCGACCCUUCGGCGAACCUGACCGCAGCGCUGCGGGAGUUCGCCGUCCCUGAGACCGCGGGAGCGGCGGCCUGCCUUCAAUUGGCAGCUGCGGCAUUGUACAAGACUGCAAUCGGCGGCAAGAUAGAGGAGCAACCUGGAGCCAUUGCCAAGAAUCUUGCCUCCGAAGCAGCUAUAUUGGUGGCAGCCAGCGGCGGGCUGGGACCCAACCUUUCGAGCGACCUAGACGCAUCUGCCUCGAGCUCGUCCACCUGCAGCAGAAGCCCUGAAGUCUUGUUCUACAUCGCCAUGUCAGGUUCACUAGGACUUCUCCCGUACCUGAAUACCAUUAUUCCGAAGGACCUGCAGGGUCUGGUUGCGUUUCUGUUCGGGACAGUGUUUUCAGCAGCCACGGUGGGAGCGUUGCUCCUUGCUCGGGGCAAGGACAACGCUGAUUUGGAGGUUGCCACCAUUGUGGGGGCUGUUAGUUUCACGGCCUUUUGUCUGUUGGUAAUUGUGUUCGUGUCUUUUGCUCUAGCUGGAGGGUACAUCCUGCUGAUUUUUGUGUUGGCAGCAGUAGUAGUUUCAGUGCAUAUCUGGGCUUGGGUUAGGAGGUGAUUGGAUCACCCACGAGUUGAGUUCAACUUUUUUGUAUUCAAGAGGAAAAGUUUCAAGAUUUUAUUGAAUAUUAGAUGCAGAUACUGAGAUCAUGCAGCACUGUCUUAACAUGGCAAGACUGGCUAGAGUGGCUUGGGCUACUACAGUGUACAAGAGAAGAGUCAGUUGGAUCAGUAAAAUUUCUUUAUUACUCUGCUCCGUUAAUCAUGUGCUAUCUUUAUCUCGAUAAGGAAUCAUGUGCUGCCUGGUUGAGGUCCCUGGCUAUUUUAUGGAUUGCAUGAGACAGGUAAUGAAACUCCUUGUAGAAAGCAGCUAGUUGUGGCCUAAUGGGCCAUUAAGCAGGAGGGGACUCAAUGAAGAUGCUUAGCCCUGCCGGCGACAUCCUAGGUUGGUUGUGGAGGUUUUUCGAAGCCAUAUGGCACGCUGCAUGAAUGUAUAUGCCUAGCCCUGCCAGCGAGGUCGUAGGUUGGCCGUGGAGGAAAAUUGCAGUCCUUAUCUGUGGAGGUUGUUGAUGCAUCGCAGAGGCUGUUGAUUCAUUGUUAUGGGGGUUGCAGUCGUUCAAGACGUCAUCUGUCAUGUAAGAUUUUGUGUCCAGCGUGACUUCGAGUUGCACUGUUAACCUGAAUUGGAAUCCAGUUCAAUGAGGCAUUCUGAUCUUUGCAUAGCAUCUAGGAGGUAGAGAAGAUUAAGUAAGGGUUGAAUCGAGAUGUUGGCUUGUUAAAAUCUGGAUAAUGAGUUGAGAGAUUGAA
This is a messenger RNA of Lolium perenne, 2016 nucleotides long. RefSeq lists its product as uncharacterized. The record is from RefSeq and is a predicted model, not a curated record. NCBI's taxonomy places the organism in Eukaryota, Viridiplantae, Streptophyta, Magnoliopsida, Poales, Poaceae.